AUGCGCAGACAAAGAAAUAAAAAGCCCCAUGCCCUGCAGAAUUACGUCAGGGACAGCAUCAGGAUCACCGACGGGAAGCUAAAUAAAACAAACGCUUUCCGUCACAAUAUGCUGACUAUAGUGCCAUCGAGGGUACGAUUUGUUUCAGGCCGGGGCAAAGUCGUAAAAUGUACUUCCCCAUUAUCGGUGGUAAAUGAACCAAGCCAUUCGCUGAUGGGCGUUAAAAUCGUCAAGUACUACGAUUUCAGGGGUGGUAACAUAUUAAAGCAGGGCGUCUGCAGCCGAUUGAAUGUGCUCUAUGAGCCGGUAUUACCGCCGAUCGUCGGCAAUGUCGAGCCAAACUGCUCCGGCAGAGCCGGUUGA
Messenger RNA from Pieris macdunnoughi, 363 nucleotides. The record is from the annotation of a GenBank genome assembly. NCBI's taxonomy places the organism in Eukaryota, Metazoa, Arthropoda, Insecta, Lepidoptera, Pieridae.